Scutellospora calospora is the source of this 306-nucleotide messenger RNA. The record is from the annotation of a GenBank genome assembly. Lineage: Eukaryota; Fungi; Glomeromycota; Glomeromycetes; Diversisporales; Gigasporaceae.
UAUAAAGAUAAAAAGAAGGAUUAUCACAAGUUGAAAGAGGACGAUGAUGUUAUCCAAAAAAAAUAUGUAGAAAUUGAAAAGGCUGAAUUACAAUACAAACAAACUUACACAGUAAACCCCAUUCAACCUUAUGAUGACAAUAAUGGAAUGCAAGAAUUACCAGAAUCUUUAUCUUCUACAAGUGACAAUGAAAUAUGUCCAUUAACUAAGCCAAAAGAAAUACUUGAAAAUGAUGAAAACAUAGUUAAUGAUAUGGAAGAUUACUAUAAUGAAGCACCUGAAUUUGAAUCUAAAAUUAGUGGAUGA